Messenger RNA from Linepithema humile (Argentine ant), 2174 nucleotides. The record is from RefSeq and is a predicted model, not a curated record. NCBI's taxonomy places the organism in Eukaryota, Metazoa, Arthropoda, Insecta, Hymenoptera, Formicidae.
AUGCGGCUUAUUCUGACAAUAUUAUGCGGUCUCUUUGUUAUCUCUACACUAGGAGAGCCGAUUAGAACAAAGAGAGAGCCUCCUGUAAGCUCACAAUACGGCGCACCACCAAUAAGUCAGCCGUCCGAUUCUUACGGUCCACCUUCAAAAUCCUAUGGUGCACCCUCUGAUUCAUACGCACCGCCUCCACCACCGUCAUCUUAUGGCGCACCGUCUGCGCCCUCGUCAUCUUACGGCCCACCAUCCGCGCCUUCUUCAUCGUACGGCGCACCGCCUUCCUCAUCUUACGGAGCGCCUUCGCAAAGUUACGGGGCACCAUCCGGCGAUCAUGGAUCUUUCGGCGGUGAUGGUGGCGAUCAUCAUGGAUCAUCGGGCGGUGAUUUCGGAUCUGGAUCCUAUGGUCCACCGAGUGGUCCACCCAGUGGAUCUUACGGACCUCCGGCGCACGAUCAUCAACCGAAAGGUGUGUGGAAAAAGAAAUUGGUAUGGAAACCCGAAUGGAAACAAAUCUGGAAAACGGAGUCAAAGAUGAUUUGGAAACAAGAGUGGAAAAAGAUACAGGUGCCGAUUUGGAAGGAAGUCCAAGUACCUGCUUGGAAGGAAGUCAAAGUACCUGCCUGGAAAAAAGUUCAGAAGCCUAUUUGGAAGGAAAUCCAAGUGCCAAUCUGGAAGGAAGUUCAAGUUCCAGCUUGGAAGAAAAUCUGGAAGCCCGUCUGGAAAGAAGUCCAGGUCCCUGUGUGGAAAGAGGUCCAAGUGCCCGAUUGGAAAAAGAUAUGGGUGCCAGAAUGGAUCAAAAUCGGCAUACCGGGCGAACAAUACGUGGGUAAAGAUCAGCACGGCUGGCAAUACACUAGCCACAGUCUCUGGAAGAAAAAAUUGAUAUGGAAGCCGGUCUGGAAGAAAAUCUGGAGAACGGAAAAAAAACAGGUUUGGAUAAGCGAUAAAAAAUUAGAAUGGAAGGCUGAAUGGAAGCAGAUCUGGAAGACGGAGAAAAAACAAGCUUGGGCUACUGACAAGAAGUUGAUCUGGCAAGAGGAGUCGGUGCAAGUAUGGGUGCCCCAAAAGAAGCAGAUCUGGGUCACGCAAAAGAAACAGGUGUGGAAGGAUGAAUGGAAAAGCAAGUGGGUUCCGGCUUGGAAGGACGUGCAAGUACCAGCUUGGAAAAAGAUCUGGAAGCCUGUCUGGGAGAAAGUCUGGGUCCCCAUCGAAUCUCACCAUGACGAGGACCAUCACGGUUAUAAGUAAAUCAUUAUCGAGGGUCAGGUUUGAUGGCUCGAUCUUUCUUCUGCAUUGCGAGGCAUCUAAAGAUCAAAAGGUCGAUUCAAAAAAUCGUCUGCGAAUUAUCAGCAUCAGCUAACCAAGAAAGUCGGUCAAACUUUACAAUAUUGUGAUAAUGGAUUGCUCGCCUGUAGACAUACAUUUCGAAAAAAACAAGAGGGGAGAGCCUUCGGGCUAAUACGCAUCGUACGAAGAAGAGAAAAGGCCUACAGCUAACAAUUAGAAAGCAUUGCGACGAUGAAAUGCACAUGAAAGUGAGCGAUGAAAAUUUUCAAUCGAUCACAUCAAGAACAGAUAACGAUUAAAUCGCAUAUUUAUCAAAGCCUAUGAUUCUUCAUGAAAUAUCAUACCGGCAAAAGAAUUUAUCAUCGAGAUAUCAUUGUGACUUAUACGUAAAUAUGAUUUAAUAAAAUUAUCUGUAAACGUUAUCUACACGGAAUAUAUCUUGAAAGAACAACUGUGCUGACAACCAAUUUUCAUUGGAUAAAUCUGCAAAAUAAUACGCUUUGAUUCUAAAAAUAAAUUUGUUAAAUUUGUUAAAUUAAGCUUUAAAAUUAAUUAGUCGAAAAACAUUUAUCACUCACUCAGUGGAGAACAAUGUCGCAAUAAAUAUUUACGUAUUCCUCACUUAUAUUUGUGCAUGCAAAAAUAGAUAUUUACUUUUUUAGAUUGUUUAUCAGAUGUUUUCUCGUUUUAUUUAAACAAUUUCAAAUUGAAUCCUUUUUCUCGUCCAUUUUUUCCACACUACAUACAUGAUUUAUUGAUUGCGAGCCUUGGAAUGACUCCGUCCAUAUUAAUAUUAUAUGUAAUUCAUUCUUAAUUUUGUAAAUAUCGUUUGAUUAUUGGGAUGUGUGCUUGUUAAUAUUUUUUAUACUUUAAUAAAUAUUAUUUUAUAU